CAUUAAUUUUGUUUGUUUUAAAAAUAGUUAUUUUGUUGAUKAUAUCAUAUAUUUUAUUAAAUAAAAAGAAAUCUUUUUAAAUUAAAUCAAUCAAUAAUCAGAAAAUAAAUUAUAAAAGUAUAAGAAGUCAACGGUAGAAAUGGACUCAACCACAGCCCCAGACACUACAGUCAAUGAAGAUGACGAACCAGUGGCCAGUACUUCGGGUUUUAAACGGCCGAAUCCGAAGAAGACGACCAUCGAAAGCCAAUCGUCAUCUUCGAGAGCCGAUUCAACAGACAUUACUGAUGUGGAAGUGGAGGUCGAGUACAGUUCGCAAAGACAAUCAUCAGUUGAUGACGACGUCGACGGACACACCUAUACCAUCACUCAUGUACUGCGAGAAGUUAAUCUGAGCGGAAGGGGAAGAGUUGAUAUGUCUAACUUUGAACUACUCAAAGUGCUUGGAACCGGUGCCUAUGGAAAGGUAUUUCUUGUAAGGAAAGUUGGCGGACAAGACAAUGGAAAGUUGUAUGCAAUGAAAGUCUUGAAGAAGGCAUCGAUAGUCCAAAAACAGAAGACAUUAGAGCACACAAAAACCGAACGACAAGUACUUGAAUCCAUAAGACAGUCACCAUUUCUGGUGACACUUCACUAUGCCUUUCAAACGGCUACUAAAUUGCAUCUAAUUCUCGAUUAUGUUAGUGGAGGCGAACUGUUUACCCAUCUCUACCAACGCGAUCACUUUAAUGAGGAUGAGGUCAGGAUAUAUAUCGGUGAAAUCAUAUUAGCAUUGGAACACCUUCACAAAUUGGGUAUCAUUUAUCGUGACAUCAAAUUGGAGAAUAUCCUACUUGACUCUGACGGCCAUAUAGUUUUGACAGACUUUGGUCUCAGCAAAGAGUUUCUGCCGCAUGAAACCGAUCUGAGAACCUACUCGUUUUGCGGUACCAUUGAAUAUAUGGCACCCGAGGUUGUCAGGGGUGGAUCAGCUGGUCAUGAUUUUAGCGUUGACUGGUGGAGUGUCGGUGUCUUAACCUAUGAACUAUUGACCGGUGCCUCUCCAUUCACUGUCGAAGGCGAACGGAAUACGCAACAGGAGAUAUCGAGAAGAAUUCUCAAAAGUCAUCCACCGAUUCCCGAACAUCUAUCCUAUGAAGUACAAGACCUUAUUAGAAAUACAUUAGUAAAAGAUCCGCGCAAACGAUUGGGUGGCGGAUCAGAAGAUUCAUUAGAGAUUAAAAGACAUCCGUUUUUCAAGUCAAUCAAUUGGGAUGAAUUGGCCAAUCGGCAGGUAAAAGCACCGUUUGUACCAAAAAUUACCGGCGAACUAGAUGUUAGCAAUUUUGCCGAAGAGUUUACAUCAAUGAUUCCGGCCGAUUCGCCCGCCGUUAUUCCGCCCAACGAUGAAAAAAUAUUCAAAGGCUACUCAUAUGUUGCGCCAUCGGUUCUGUUCAGCGAAAAUAUCAUCAGCGACGACAUAUUUUUGGACAGAAAUCAAUUGUAUCAUAAAAAGUCAUUAUUCGCUCCAAAUAACACCAAUACUAAUAGCAAAGAUCUCCUAAACGCUCAAACAAAUGACAGAGACUUUUCACAACUAUUGUCCUCAAAGUUCAAGAGUUCGGCAUUUUUCCAGAACUACGACUUGAAAAUUGAUGCCGGAAUUCUUGGUGACGGUAGUUUUUCUGUUUGCCGUAAAUGUGUCCACAAGAAAUCGGGUAUCGAGUAUGCUGUUAAAAUUGUCAGCCGAAAGAUCGAUACCAGCCGCGAGAUUCAAUUGUUGCGUACAUGUCAGGGACAUCCAAACAUUGUCGAUCUGGUCGAGGUUUUCCAGGACGAAGUUCAUACAUACAUUGUGAUGGAGUUGUGCGGCGGCGGCGAACUACUUGAACGUAUCCGCAAAAAAGACAGAUUUACCGAAGUAGAAGCCGGACAUAUAUUCCGGGGAUUGGCAUCGGCCGUGGCUUUCAUGCAUUCCAAAGGCAUUGUUCAUCGAGACUUAAAACCUGAGAAUCUCCUAUUUGGAAGCCAUUUGCCUAACAGUGAAGUAAAAGUAGUCGACUUUGGUUUUGCUCGGUAUCAGCCAACCGACAAUCAGCUCAUGAAAACCCCGUGCUUUACACUCAAUUAUGCGGCGCCUGAAGUGCUUAAACAAGCAUUGAAUUCCAAAGCCGAUGCCGGAUAUGAUGCCAGUUGUGAUAUGUGGAGUUUGGGAGUCAUAUUAUUCACAAUGUUAUCGGGAAGCGUACCGUUUCAGUCAUACAGUCGUGAGGCGAGUGCCGCCGCCAUAAUGCAACGGAUCCGUGAGGGAGAGUUUUCAUUUUCAGCUCCUCAAUGGGAUCUGGUCUCGAGUCAGGGCAAAAGCGUUAUCAAAGGAUUGUUAACAGUUGAUCCUAAACAACGAAUAACAAUGAAUGAUUUGGUGUCCCAUCCGUGGGUCAUUGGAACAGUUAGAGGCGGCUAUUCAGACACACCACUGAUGACACCGGAUGUGCUCAGCAGUCACUCUAGUGUUGGCAAAGCAACCGAAACGGCCAUCAAAGCCACUUACGAUGCCUUUCAUAUGGCUCGACUCGAAGGUUUUCGACUGUUGGACGUAUCGGCGGCACCGUUGGCCCAGAGACGCAAACUUAAGAAAAGCUCAACUGAUGCGCGCAGCAGUAGCUGUAGUAGCAAUAGUUCGGCGUCGGCUGGAGGUGUCCGCAGCCACGCGGCCAGCUCUUCAUCUAGUUCUUCGACAUCACAGCGAACGCGUUCUUCAUUGACCACACCGACAACCAGUCAUCGACCAAACACUGAAAACGAUUCGGUAUUCAAUUACUCAGAUAGCAAAGUGUCGGCCUAUUUGUCUGGUUUGCCAACGAUUAGUGAUUCAACAGAAGCACAACUACUAAGUCAUAAUCUUUUCUUUGACGAACCAACCAAUUCAUUAAGCAGUGCAACAAUGAGUUCAUUAUUAGACAAUAAUAAUAAUAACUCUCAAUUAGUUGUUUGCGGUCCAAUUGGUGCCUCAAUAGCAUCGACCACAUCGAUUGCGUCGACUGUGUCGACACUAUCGGCUCUAUCAUCGAUGUCCGGUAAACGAGAUCGCGAUGAAAGUAUCGAAAUUAUUGAUGAAUUUAUUUCCGAUAAUAAUAAUAAUAAUAAUAAAAAUUCAAAUGUGAAAUCAUUGGUAAGUCAGAGCUCGAGUUCAACAUCAAAACGACAGCGUCUGAAAACAAUUGUGAUCGACUAAACAAAAAACAAAAAAUCAAUAACUGUCCUCUCAUUUUAUAUCCAUUUCCUUAAACACACACAUCAUUACAUCAUUUGAUGAAUGAAUUUUUCGUCAUUUUUAUUAUUAUUAUUAAUUUUUAUUGAUAAAUGCAAUACUAAUUAAUAGAAUUAUAAUUAAUA
Molecule: messenger RNA, 3375 nt
Organism: Oppia nitens
Lineage: Eukaryota; Metazoa; Arthropoda; Arachnida; Sarcoptiformes; Oppiidae
Product: ribosomal protein S6 kinase alpha-5-like
Exons: 8
Coding region: 140-3214 (1024 amino acids)
Biological process (GO): regulation of DNA-templated transcription; protein phosphorylation
Molecular function (GO): protein serine/threonine kinase activity; ATP binding
Source: RefSeq, a predicted model, not a curated record